CCCGCCCCGGCCGCGUCCUCCGCGUCACCGGCUCCGCGGGGUGACCACAACAUGGCUGCGGCGCCGGCGCUGCUCUUCUGGCUGCUCCUGCUCGGGCCGCCUCGGCGGGUGCCGGGCCAGCCGGAGCAGGACCCCGGCCGGCGCUUCUCGCAGCUCAAACUCUGCGCGGACGAAGAAUGCAGCAUGCUAAUGUACCGGGGUGAGGCUCUAGAAGAUUUUACAGGCCCGGAUUGUCGUUUUGUGAAUUUUAAAAAAGGAGACUCUGUAUAUGUCUACUAUAAACUGGCAGGGGGAUCACCUGAAGUUUGGGCUGGAAGUGUUGGGCGUGCUUUUGGAUAUUUUCCAAAGGAUUUAAUCCAAGUAGUCCAUGAAUAUACUCAAGAAGAGCUGCAAGUUCCAACAGAUGAGACAGAUUUCGUUUGUUUUGAUGGGGGAAGAGAUGAUUUUGAUAAUUAUAAUGUCGAAGAACUUUUAGGGUUUUUGGAAUUGUACGAUUCUGCCACUGAAGAUUCUGAAGAAGUUAAAGAAAAAACUGCUCAGCGUGUGGAAGAACCUCCUGAAGCAUCUAAUGAAAGUGACGCUGAACCUGAGCCAGGAGAAGCCAGCUCAGAGGAAAGUGAAAGUGUAUUCUCAGAAAACACUGCCGAACUCAGGGAGAGAUCUGAGGCUCAGAAGAGCCACCCCCAGGUAAACAGUCAAACAGGUCAUGCUCAGGGAGAGCGAACUUCAUUCGAAUCUUUUGGAGAAAUGCUGCAAGAUAAGUUAAAAGUGCCAGAAAGCGAAAACAACAAAACCAGCAAUAGUUCUCAGGUCUCACGUGAGCAGGAGAAGAUCGAUGCUUAUAAACUUUUGAAAACAGAAAUGACUCUGGACUUGAAAACCAAAUUUGGCUCAACUGCCGACGCACUUGUAUCUGAUGAUGAGACGACCAGACUUGUUACUUCUUUAGAGGACGAUUUUGUUGAGGAUUUGGAUCCUGAGUAUUACACGGUGGGAAAGGAAGAAGAGGAGAAUAAAGAAGAUUUCGAUGAGCUGCCGUUGCUAACCUUUACAGAUGGAGAAGAUGCGAAAACUCCAGGGCACUCCGGAAUUGAGAAACACCCAACAGAGAAAGAGCAGAAUUCAAAGGAAGAGCAUAAAGUUGAGGAAACUCAGCCCCCAGGCAUCAAAAAGGGUGAUGAAAAGAUACCAAAACCCCAGGAAGAUACUAUCUUCUCUGAUGUUAUGGAAGGGGAAGAAAACGCAGACACAGAUGUAGAGAGUUCCGAUUCAAAGGAAGAGGGUGACCCAUUAGUCGUGGAUAGCAGAUUGGGGAAACCACGACCAGAAGAUCAUAUUGACCCUGAAAAGGCAGCAGACAGCCUUGUGAGUGUAGAAGUCCGCAAAGCAGACAGUGACCACGACCCAGAAGUGGGCGCAGGACUUCACAUGAAAGGCAAGGGGCAGAAAGUUGAGGAACCCAAGAGGGACUGGGUGCAGCACGAGGUAGGGCUAGAGGACGAGACGGAAGACCACCAGACUGUGCACGGGUCUUCUCAGAGUGGCCACCUCAGCUCUCCACCAGCUGCUGAAAAAAGCACAGAAAUAUUAAAAUCAGCCUUUGCUAACCAAGAGAAGGACCUGAAAGGAGCAGCCGUUCACAUCUCAAAAGAAAUGCUUCACGAAGAAAAGCCCUCUGGGCGGAGUUUGGAAGGUGCCUCAGAGAGUGACUCAGUCCCGCAGGCAAAAGCAGCGGGGAAUCAAGGGGAUGGAGGAAAGACGGAACAGGAAUCUGAGGGUGCGGCAGCACCCUUGGGUGAUCAUCAGCGUAAUGCUUCCAGAGACAGCGCGGGGGAAGUAGACGGUUCAAUAAGUGGACCUAAACCACAUGUGCUUUCAGGGGAGCAUCCGAGCGCAGAACUUAUAAAGGAUCGGCUUCUUAAACUUCAAAAUGCAACUAGGUUCUCCUCUCCAGAUGACAUGGGCUUGCCAGGAGGCCUGGAAGAAGAGGGUCCCGUUCUGGAACGAAAUCUUUCCUGGCAACAAGGAGGUGUGGCUGCCACAGUUAAUAAGCAAGUGAGCGAGAAGAGAAAGCUCUCUGAGGAAGAGAUCACCAGGGUCACCAAGGAUGCCUCGGAUGAAGGGCAGGAAGUAGGGAAAACAGGACAAACCGAUAGCACAGAAGGACGAGGCUUCCACCCAAAGGAACCAAACCCAGAAGAUGAAGAUUACAGCUCUGAAGAGCUCCUGGAGGAUGAAAAUGCUCUAAGUGCAAAGCAGUCUAAAGAAAAAAGCCCUGAGAUUCAGGAUAAGAGGUUAGAUGUUGACCUGCAAAACCCUGAAAAACCUGUUUCAGGUGCCAUUAAGACUGAUCCAGAAACUGAAAAAAACAAAGAAGAAACUAGUCAUAUGUCGGAAAAUGAAAGAACAAAUGAGACUGCAGGUAAAGGGGUAGACAGUCUGGGCAGGGACCCAGGUGGCCCGGUGGAGGAAAAAGAAGGACACUCGCCUGUGCAUCAGAAGGUACCAAGACCCUCUGACGGAAGUGACUUUCCUGGCAAGAAAGAAGAUCAGACUCCAGAGCUAGGGGAAGCGUCUCAGAAGAAAGAUCCUGAUUAUCUUAAAGAAGACAACCAUGAGGGCCACCCAAAGACCUCAGGGCUCACGGAGAAGCCUGGGGUAGAACCCUCGAAAGAGGACGACAAGGAUGCAGAGAAAUUCGUGGACCUGGGAAGCCAGGGGUCUGCUUCCGAGGACCAUGACGAUGACCCGUUCCCCUGGGCUCCACAUGCCCCCGUGCAGCCUGAGGAGAGUGUCCAUUCGGAGGGCUUGCCCAUAAUCAGCAGCUUCUUUAAAGAUCAGCAGUCUCUGCAGCGAUUCCAGAAGUACUUUGACAUCCACAAGCUGGAAGCCAUGUUCCAGGACAUGUCAUCCAAGCUGAAGUCAGCGCAGCGUGAGAGCCUGCCCUAUAACGUGGAGAAAGUCCUUGAUAAGGUCUUUCGUGCUUGGGAGUCACACAUUCUGACGGAGGCAGAGAACAUGCUCGAUGCUCACGCGAUGGAAAACAGAGACCUGGAAACGAAGGACAGUAGCAUGUUUGAGGAGGCUGCGGUGCUCGAUGACGUUCAAGACCUGAUCUAUUUCGUCAGGUACAAACACUCCACGGUGGAGGAGACUGCUCCCCCGGCAGCGGCACAGCCUGUAGAGGGAGGCUGGGAUGGACCAGCGGAAGACCCGCAGCCACCACUGGAGGAGAACUUCCCACAGGAGCACACGGAAGUUCCUCUGAUGCAGAUUCCCAAAGAGCCCGACCAUUUGGCUCAACCCAGGACCAGGGACAUGGGUACCUCAGGAGUCACCCAGAAGCCGCAAACAGAGGAAGAUGGAGACCCAGGGAUAAUUACACCAGAAGGCACUCCUGUCGAUGCUGUUGAUGCCCAAAAGCAGCUGGCAACAAAUACUGAAGAACCAGCAAGUGUCACGCCUCUGGAAAAUGCAAUUCUCUUCAUACACUCACUCGUGUUUCAUUUAACUAAGAUGCUCCUUGCUACAUUGCCUGAUGAUGUCCAGCCUGGGCCUGACUUUUAUGGACUGCCAUGGAAGCCUGUACUUAUCACUGCCUCCUUAGGAAUUGUUUCAUUUGCCGUUUUCUUCUGGAGAACUGUCCUUGUAGUAAAGAGUAGAGUAUAUCAAGUCACUGAACAGCAAAUUUCUGAGAAGUUGAAGACUAUCAUGAAAGAAAAUGCAGAACUUGUACAAAAAUUGUCAAGUUAUGAGCAGAAGAUCAAGGAAUCAAAGAAACAUGUUCAAGAAACCAAGAAACAAAACAUGAUUCUCUCCGAUGAAGCAAUUAAAUUUAAGGAUAAAAUCAAGAAUCUUGAAGAAACUAAUGAAAUUCUGGGAGACACAGCUAAAAGUUUACGUGCUAUGUUAGAGUCUGAGAGAGAACAGAAUGCUAAGAAUCAGGACUUGAUAUCAGAAAAUAAGAAAUCUAUAGAGAAGUUAAAGGAUGUUAUCUCAGUGAAUGCUUCAGAAUUUUCAGAGGUACAAAUUGCCCUUAAUGAAGCUAAACUUAGUGAAGAGAAAGUGAAGUCUGAAUGCCAUCGGGUUCAAGAAGAAAAUGCUAGACUUAAGAAGAAGAAAGAGCAGUUGCAGCAAGAAAUCAAAGACUGGACUAAAUCACAUGCUGAGCUCAGUGAGCAAAUCAGAUCAUUUGAGAAGUCUCAGAAAGAUCUAGAAGUAGCUCUCACUCACAAAGAUGAUAAUAUUAAUGCUUUGACUAAUUGCAUUACACAGUUGAAUCGGUUAGAUUGUGAAUCUGAAUCUGAGGAUCAAAAUAAAGGAGGAAGUGAAUCAGAUGAAUUAGCAAAUGGAGAAAUGGGAGGUGACCGGAGUGAGAAGGUGAAAAAUCAGAUUAAGCAGAUGAUGGACGUUUCUCGGACUCAGACUGCAAUAUCAGUAGUUGAAGAGGAUCUAAAACUUUUACAGUGUAAACUCAGAGCCUCCAUGUCCACUAAAUGUAACCUGGAAGACCAAAUAAAGAAAUUAGAAGAGGAUCGCAGCUCACUUCAGUCUGCCAAAACUGUGCUGGAAGAUGAAUGCCAAACACUAAGGCAGAAAGUAGAGAUUCUAAAUGAACUCUAUCAGCAGAAGGAGAUGGCUCUACAAAAGAAAUUGAGUCAAGAAGAGUAUGAGCGGCAAGAAAGAGAGCAGCGGCUGUCAGCUGCAGAUGAAAAGGCAGUUUUGGCGGCAGAGGAAGUGAAAACUUACAAGCGGAGGAUUGAAGAAAUGGAGGAUGAACUACAGAAAACAGAGCGCUCAUUUAAAAACCAGAUUGCUACUCAUGAGAAGAAAGCUCACGAUAACUGGCUCAAAGCUCGUGCUGCAGAAAGAGCUAUAGCUGAAGAGAAAAGAGAAGCUGCCAACUUGAGACAUAAACUAUUGGAACUAACCCAAAAGAUGGCAAUGAUGCAAGAAGAACCUGUGAUUGUAAAACCAAUGCCAGGAAGACCCAACACACAAAACCCUCCACGGAGAGGUCCCCUGAGCCAGAAUGGCUCUUUUGGCCCAUCUCCUGUGAGCGGUGGAGAAUGUUCCCCACCGCUGACAGCAGACCCACCCGCAAGACCUCUGUCUGCUACGCUUAAUCGGAGAGAGAUGCCUCGAAGUGAAUUUGAUCCAGAAUCCGGUGCUGUUCCCACGGUGAACAGCAGCUCCAGAAGCUCUUCACCUUCUAAGGUGAUGGAUGAGGGCAAGCAAACUGUUCCCCAAGAGCCUGAAGGCCCUUCAGUUCCCAGCAUUCCUUCUUUGGCUGAGCAUCCAGUAUCAGUUAGUAUGGCUGCAAAAGGGCCCCCUCCCUUUCCAGGGACACCCCUCAUGAGCUCCCCCGUGGGAGGCCCUCUACUGCCACCCAUCCGAUAUGGACCACCUCCUCAACUCUGUGGGCCUUUCGGACCUCGGCCACUUCUUCCACCCUUUGGUCCUGGUUUGCGUCCACCGCUAGGCUUAAGAGAAUAUGCACCAGGUGUUCCACCGGGAAAACGGGACCUGCCUCUCGACCCUCGAGAAUUUUUACCGCCAGGACAUGCACCUUUUAGACCUUUAGGCUCUCUUGGCCCAAGAGAGUACUUUUUUCCUGGUACCCGAUUACCACCCCCCCGUCAUGGGCCCCAGGAUUAUCCACCUUCCUCUGCUGCAAGAGACUUACCACCCUCCAGCUCCAGAGAUGAGCCCCCGCCUGCCUCUCAGGGCACUAGCCAGGACUGCUCACCGGCUUUAAAACAGAGCCCAUAACUGACCUUGGACAUGCAGUCUGAGAGAGAGUGGACCGUGCACUAUUCGUUACAGUUAAGGUUUUCAUUGGCUUCAAAAUCCAAAAGCUGAUUUUAAAAGGUUUGUUUUUAAAUCUAAGCUGCCCUGGCAGUGUGCAUUUUUGAGCCAAGCAAUUAAAAAAAUAUCAUUUCCCCCUAAAAUAAAAAAACACCUUGUAAGCUGGAGCCUCCUUACAACUUUGAAAUGUGCAAUAAAAAAAUACCUGUGUUUUAGUUCAUGUAGCGUAUGUUACUGCUAAAUGAUUUAGAAUGUUGUGAAAAGUAUGAACAUUUCCUGUGGAAAUGCUAUAAGAACAUGUAUUUCCAUUUAUUAUCCUGUUUUUAGUGUACACCAGUUGAAUAUAGAGCAAUGGUAUUUAUAAGCUUGAUUUUUAAAAAAAUAUCUGGUCGCAAAGGCUGUUACGCUAAAAAUGUUUACUUAAAGAUCACUAAAAUUUUAUCUCCCCUCUUGCUUAAGUUCUUUGUAGUAAUAGUUCAUAAAAAUUUGGUUAUUAAUAUUUCCCACGUGUCUGUGGAUUCAUUGGAUUGUCUUCUCCUGAGAUUUAUACCACUUUGGAAGCACGUAAACUCAGGCUCCCAAAACUGAAGCUGGUGACUUGGCAGCAUCCUCCCCUGGCCCGCUGCUCAGGCAUUCAGCCGCAGUCACCGGGAAGCGUCACAGCUGAGGCCUGCCUCCCACUUCAGAGACGCCACCAGGUCUAUCUGGACAGCAGGUGCGUUUUCUCGUGACUAUGAUUGGUUUUGACUUAAAGAGUGGUUUUCUGAGUAUGAGUUUACAUGUAACGAGUUGCUUAACCUGAUGUUCUGUUGCUUUUACUGUCGUUGUGUUAAGGGUGCGUAACAGAAAAAUGAAAAUGAUGCGUUGCGACCAUAAAGUAAGAUUUCUUUUAA
Molecule: messenger RNA, 6701 nt
Organism: Capra hircus (goat)
Lineage: Eukaryota; Metazoa; Chordata; Mammalia; Artiodactyla; Bovidae
Gene: MIA3
Product: MIA family member 3, ER export factor
Exons: 28
Coding region: 52-5772 (1906 amino acids)
Biological process (GO): endoplasmic reticulum to Golgi vesicle-mediated transport; protein secretion; vesicle cargo loading
Cellular component (GO): endoplasmic reticulum membrane; endoplasmic reticulum exit site
Molecular function (GO): protein binding
Source: RefSeq, a predicted model, not a curated record